CCAGUUUCAAAUAAAUUAAGCGUAUAACUCACAUGAUUUGUGGUAUUUGCCUUUAUUAAAAGUUUCAACGGAAAGAUGGUGUAUAGAGGAAGAGACGUGCUUCUCGAAUGUGAAGAUCACAACAGCUUCUGGUACCUGGAGAAUAGUGUAAGAUGCGGUCCAUCCGCUGAUAUCAAGAUGGUGGAUAGGCCACAGGUCAACCCGGGCCUUGAAAACUUCUCCUCCUGGUAUUCAGCUUUCCAUGGUUACGCCAGUCUGUGCGUCUGUAUGUCCGGGAUAUUGUUAAAUAUAUUCAACGUAACGGUACUGACUCGUAAACACAUGCAUACUCCAGUAAAUCACAUCUUAACUGGAUUAGCAAUCUCAGAUAUUACCACCAUGCUAUCGUAUGUGCCUUUUGCCAUUCAUUUUUAUUGUGUUUAUCCGACGGAUGUCAGUACUCCAGAGAAGAACAGCAUUUAUUGGAUGACCUUUCUGUUGUUCCAUAUCAACUUGACAACGGUAACUCAUACUAUUUCUAUAUGGCUCUGUGUAUCGCUAUCCAUCAUCAGAUUCUUGCACAUUCGUUCUCCGACUCGUGCCAGAUCUAUACGGAUAGCUCGGAUAAAGCAGUCCAAGUAUCUGGUGUUGCUAGUUUACUUUGCCUCAGUGGUCGUCAUGGUUCCCAAUUAUUUAACAAAUGAACUCAAACCCGUUCAGAUAUCCAACAACGAAACCAAUUCAACGCUAUACGUCCUGGAGAGCUUAAGAUUAGGCAAAAACGACACGGGACCCCUGGUCCUCAUUAAUGUGUGGAUGUACGCUGUUGUGGCUAAACUCACUCCGUGUUUGUUAAUCACCGUCUUCGGCUGUAUGCUCCUGUAUCAAAUGCAGGUCCAAGUACGGAAGAGAAGAAGCAUCAUAGCCAAAUUCAGCGGAUCGAGUGGCAUUAAGCUACGGGAACACUCUCGGACAACAAAGAUGCUCAUAUCAGUGAUCGUGUUGUUUAUUGUUACGGAACUACCGCAAGGUGUUUUAAUUGUGUUAAGUGCUUGUAAAAAGAAUUUCUUUGAUACGGUAUAUUUACCCCUAGGUGAUAUUAUGGAUAUUGUUGCCCUGGUUAACAAUGCCGUCAAUUUUGUACUUUACUGUUCUAUGAGUACUAAAUUCCGCGAAACUUUCCUCAGACAAUAUUGUUCUGUGCCUAAAUUCCAAAAAGCAGACAAUGGAUUUAAUUUACGUGAGAAAUUUGAUUCCUUCAGUAAUAAUAAUCAAGUUUAAAUAGUCCAUUAUUAAAAAACAUUUUGUUCAUCAA
This is a messenger RNA of Patella vulgata (common limpet), 1294 nucleotides long. Its product is annotated as G-protein coupled receptor dmsr-1. The coding region runs from base 76 to 1260 and encodes 394 amino acids. The record is from RefSeq and is a predicted model, not a curated record. NCBI's taxonomy places the organism in Eukaryota, Metazoa, Mollusca, Gastropoda, Patellidae. Gene Ontology annotation, molecular function: G protein-coupled peptide receptor activity. The transcript has 2 exons. Gene Ontology annotation, cellular component: membrane. Gene Ontology annotation, biological process: G protein-coupled receptor signaling pathway.